UCCCCAGUGUAUUUAGGGACUGAAUUUAUUCUUCUGGAGAAACAACAUUCUCCAGUUAUCUGUCUAGCAAGUUCUGAAACAUCCUGGCAAAGUUGGAUCCACCAUUCAAAAUAAUUGUACUACACAUCUAUCAGCCACUCCUAGAGAGCCCUGCUGUGGAUUUACAGAUGAGCAGAGUCUUCCUGGCACCGAUGAGGUGUAUCUUCUGAACAGACAUCCAGACUUUCUACCUUAGAAAUAAUUAUUCCUCGAAGUCUGACAGGCAGAGAGAAACAUCACCCAUUUUUUCAUGAGGAGCAUUCAGAUGACAAUCUUUCUUACUCAAUUAAAACCAGAAAUGGAACAUACCUCCUAAAACUGAAGAAAAAUAAAAAGCUUGUUAGCGAAGACUUUAUGCUAUAUACAUAUGGGGAAAAUGGGAAAAUGGAGGCAACACAAUCAAAAACCAAGACAGACUGUUAUUAUCAUGGCACUGCUGAAGGAAUUGCGGACUCAAUGCUUGCUCUUAGCACAUGCGAUGGCCUUAGAGGAAUCCUCUACAUUGGUGGCAAAUGGUAUGGAAUGGAACCGCUCAACACAUCCAGCACAUUUGAACACGUGUUUUACCAGUUGGAAGAUAUGCAGGAUACCCCCUUCAGAUGUGGUGUGCUGAAUGGGACAUCUCAUCAUGAGAAGAUGUUUGUGAAGCAGUCUGUGAAAUACACAUUUUUAUUGAACAGUACCUCUACCAGGGAAAAGCUUUUGAGGAAGAAGCGAGCUGUCCUGCCACAGAAAAGCUAUGUGGAAUUAUUUGUGGUUGUGGAUAACAACAGGUUUUUGCUGAAGAACUCUGAUCCUGCUGCAGUGCAAAAGGAAACAGUUGAGCUGAUUAAUUAUGUUGAUGGGAUGUAUAGAGCAUUAAACAUCCAGAUUGUUUUGGUUGGAUUAGAGAUCUGGUCAGAUACAAACCACAUAUCUGUAAUGGACGGUUCAGCCGGAGAUGUACUGAGUAGAUUCGUUUCUUGGAGACAGAAAUACCUUCUUACACGAUCACGGAAUGAUAUUAGCCAUCUCAUCAUAGGGAGAAGCUCUUACAGUGGAUCCAUUGGAAUGGCUUUUGUGGGUACUGUCUGCUCACAAGUCCAGGGAGGGUCAAUCAGCACUUUGAAUCAUAACAAUAUGUUACGUCAUGCUACAGUAGUUGCACAUGAAUUGGGGCAUAAUCUCGGAAUGAAACACGACGAUAAAAGGUGUCCUGCGUCCUAUAUUAUGCACAGCACAGAUAAUGGAUCCAGGAAUUUCAGCACCUGCAGUGCUGAUGAUUUUGAGAACCUUAUUCUAAAUGGAGGAGGAAACUGCCUUAGAAAUCCUCCCAAAACAAGUAAUGUUUACAAAGAACCUGUCUGUGGUAAUAACGUGGUCGAUAACAAUGAAGAAUGUGACUGUGGCAAACCACAGGAAUGUACUAACCCUUGUUGCGAUGCUGCAACCUGCAAACUCACUCCUGGAUCGCAAUGCGCCCAAGGACUAUGCUGCAAAAAUUGCAAGUUUAAGGUGGCAGGAGCAGAGUGCAGAUCGAAAAUGGAUUUCUGUGACCUACCUGAAUACUGCAAUGGAAGCAAUGCCUACUGUCCAGAUGACGUUUAUAUCAUGAAUGGUUACCCAUGCGACAACAUGAAGGCAUAUUGCUACUAUGGAGUAUGCCAGAGUUUUGAUUCACAAUGUGAAGCUAUAUAUGGAAAAGGGGCACAAAAAGCACCUGAUGUAUGCUUUGAAAAAGCGAAUAUUAAAGGAGAUAGGUUUGGAAACUGUGGAAUGAGAGGUGGAGUGUACAAGAAAUGUCCUGUUCAGCAUAGUCUGUGUGGCAAGCUCCAGUGCACAUCUGUUAGUCUUCAAAAUCUUCCUGCUUGGAGUGUGGUCAAUAACGCAUCUGGGGUUUUAUGCUGGUCUUCUGACUUUGACUUAGGAUCAGAUGUCCCUGAUCCUGCUCAAGUUCAUGAUGGAACAGCCUGUGGAGAAAAUAAAGCCUGUGUAGGUUUUGAAUGUGUUGAUGCAAGUCAUCUGGGCUACAGCUGUGAUGUGAAGCAGAAGUGUAAUGAUAAUGGGGUGUGUAACAACAACGGGAACUGCCACUGCAAUUCCGGAUGGGCGCCUCCGUUCUGUAACCAGUCAGGCUACGGCGGCAGCGUUGACAGUGGUCCAGCUCACAUAGAUACAUCACUUCGGGAUGGUCUGCUUAUUUUUUUCUUCGUUGCGUUGCCAGCAGUAGUUGUUACUGUAUUAGCAGUAAUUAAGAAUGAUGCAAUAAAAAGAAAGCUUUGCAGGAAAAGUAGAAGACAACACAGGGAUAACAAUGUGCAGCAAUCAAAGCAAAAUAACAGACCAAGUGACAACACAAGAAAUAAUCAGCCUGCCACGUCAAGUCCUGAUUCUUUUACCAUAUCGCAUCUCCCUGGCUCAAGGCAGCCAGCACAAACCCAGUUUCCCGCAGUUCAUUCAGGACCUCAGCGACCUGCAGUCCCGCCUAGACCAGCUGUCUGAAAAGUUUCUCGGGAACCCUCAACCAACGCUGACAAGUAACUGAUCUGAAAAAAUUAAACAUUGCAAUCCUCCAGUCCUCUCAUUGUGCAGCCAAAACACCUGAAAGCACGUACCUCUGGAAAAAACUUGAUGCUAAGAGACACUGAACAGAGAUUUUGUAAUGUCCCAUUAAUUUGCUAAUUGCUGCUGGCUGUAUUUGUGCCUCUUCUACCUCACCUCUUGGGUUUUUUACAUUGGAAGCCUGAAGUUCAACUCUUUGGUUAGAUCAGAGAACAGGACUCUUGUGAAGUGCAGCCUUACUUGCAGGCCAAAGAGAAGUGAAUUGUUAUUUACAGACAUAAUUUAUUCAUCUCUCAUCAUACGCUACUGUGAAAAUGAGAACGUAGAUGGACCUUUUGGGAAGUCUGCAGUCUGUCUACCUCCCAGACCUGCGUUCCUUGUCUGCAGCGCAGCCCUAUCAAAGCUGGGAUCUGGAUCCCAUCUCUUGUUUCCUACUAGCUGCACUAGUGUCCAGUUUGGGGAGUUCAUAAAAGUAACCACAUAGAGGGACAGCAGCAACGGAAAGAAAACCUGUAGAGAUGGAAAGAACCCCUUUGCUGAUAAGCAAAGACAGACUCACUGGCAAGCACUGUGGAUACUGGGCAACCUGUACAUUGGAGAGUAGGUCACACACUGGCUGUGUUUGCAUGCCAACUUUGGGAAUAGAAAAUCAAAAAAAGAGUGAAUAAAUUAUGGAAUUGCCUCGCCACGAAAAUACUUCUCAUCCCUUAUAUGGUCAUUUCACAGAAGAGCUGGACAAAAGGACCCACAAUAUAUCACAGGCAAAAAACCUGCUUUGGCAAGGAGUGUCUUCCAAACAAGUGUUGUCUUUCUUAUUUCCUUAGAAUCUUAAAUUGUUAUUAUCAAUUAAAUAUUCCUAUCAUUUA
Molecule: messenger RNA, 3446 nt
Organism: Grus americana (Whooping crane)
Lineage: Eukaryota; Metazoa; Chordata; Aves; Gruiformes; Gruidae
Product: disintegrin and metalloproteinase domain-containing protein 9-like
Exons: 22
Coding region: 394-2520 (708 amino acids)
Biological process (GO): proteolysis
Cellular component (GO): plasma membrane
Molecular function (GO): metalloendopeptidase activity
Source: RefSeq, a predicted model, not a curated record